AUGGGACCGGGUAUUUCCCGGGCUUCGGACGUAGUUUUCGCUAAAAAUGAAAUUUUUCAGCGUUAUACUAACAAUGUCUUUGACGUUGGACUCGACGAGAUUGCUUUUUCUAAGGAAUUUACUUCAAAAUUAUUCCAAGAGAGAAAAACUCCAUCUCAGAUCAAAGUAAAACUACCCGGAGAAAAUCUGAUUGUCGAUAUAGUUUCAAACCCUCUACUAUUUACGCAAGCGCAAACGCCAAGUGAAGCUUUUAUUUCAGUUAUCACUCCAAUCUUCACUUCAUCAGAGAUGACUCAAUCGACAAUGCACCAUAUUUUAUCGGAAUUUUUCACCUUCCUCAGUACAAAGCCUGAUAACAUCUUAAUUGCUGAUGAAGAAGUAUAUAAUUCAUUAAUGCAUCAGCAAAAAAAUGAAAACGAGCAGUUAUCGAAGAUUCUGAUGAAGCAUGCCGAACGAACUCCCAUAAACAUCCAAGAAAUGAAAUCUGUCGUACAAAAUGUCACAAAAUUCCUUAAUAUUUUGCAAUCUACAGAGAUUUCUAAUUACACAUUUAAUCCAAACUAUCAAGAAAUCACCAAUUUACUCAGAGAACAAAGUGCGGUUCCACAAAUUUUAUGGGGUUUAACAAUUGGAGAUUCUACAGCGAUUAUCGAAGGUCUUUCAAAAAUUCUAUCCCUUUCAUCCAGUAAAAUCGAUUCAAAAUUAAAAUUUAAAAUGUCGAAUAUUGAAAAUUGCAUAAAACACUUAUCCUUCAGCAGCACGAUCACUCUACCCUUCGAUUCUACAAUCAUUGGAACUGUUUCCAUUCCUCAAAGUAAAAGCCAAGGCAUGAAACCUUCAUCAAUCAUCAGUUCUGAUGGAAGAACAAUAUUUUUACUUGGUCACCACUGUACUUUACAUAUUAUCAAACUUUCUGACACGUUUACAAAUAUAGAAUCUCGAUUUCAUAAACUUGAUCUCAAAAUUCCAAAGGAAGAGAGGUUAAAUUUGAGUCUUUGCGUUAGUAAUGGUCAUAUUAUCAUCAAUGGUCCUUUCCUCAAGCAUCCAAAGAUCAUAAAAAUCCAAUCUUUACAAGAUAUUCAAGAUAUCAAAUUUUCUCACAAGAUUCACGGCAGAACUGUUAGCGAUGGUCAUUAUAUGUACUUCUACCAUAAAAAGAAGAUACGUAUUUUGAGUUUAAACAAGCAAAAUGUCCAUGUUGAAAGAAUUAUUGAACCAUAUUUUGAAGGAACAACACUUUUGAACCCAUUUUCGAAGGAAUUAUUACCAGAUCCAUGGGAAGAUACAGCUUUGUUCUACGCCAGUGGUACUUCUUUAGUUUUUCUCGUUCAAAUUAAAAAUAAUGGAACUAAAUGUGACUAUUUCUCAAGAAGUUUCUCAUUAAUUGAUGGCAAACAUCUUGGAGAUCUCGUAUUCAGCCUCAAACUCCCAAUCGUGGCCAUAACUUCCGAUCCUUGGAACAAUUGUUUGUGGGCAAUCUCUCCUGGACCUCAAAACCUGUUUCUCGUCAAACUACAUAAGCUUGGAUCGAAGGCUGAGUGGUUGACAGGCCUCAACGGCGAAGAAUUUCCAACUUUUUCUUCAGUAAUCAAGUCAAUUAAAAAAGUUAAGAACAUUCCAACGCUUGUGAAGGCUUCUACGCGUUUCUUGGAGUACGUCACGGCCAAUUCCGUUGGAAUCCAGUUGAAAACUCUUUUAUUAACAAAAUAUUUCAACACUGACAUAGCUCAUUUCUUAAUUCCAUGCACGGAACAGAUGUUAACAGCCUUGGUUAAGUGCAUUUCUGCGGUUUGUGAGACGAUAAAUGCAAAAAAUGACAAAAGAAACUUAUUUAAGUCAAAUCAAAACGAUGUAUUCCUGAUUUCUUUGAUCGGACUGCUCCAACUUAACCUAGCAAACAUAUGUGCAAGGAACAUGGCCGACAAAAUACAAAGAAAUACAUUAAAUGAAAUUAUUGAUUUAUUAUCUUCACUUUACAACAACGAAAAAUACUCAUUUGCCAAACAAAUCAUUUCUUAUACUAUUGGUACCUCAUUCCCUCUUCUAUUUUCAGAUUAUGACCCAGAAAAACGCGCAAAUAUUUUCAAAACAAUUAUUUAUCAGCAGAACUCCGAUUUCAUCUUCUACAUCCUCCGCCUCCUCCAGAAACAAAGAUUCUUCAUCCAAUGCUUCACAGAUAAGACUUGCCACGAAAUUAUUUCUCCUUUGAUCGAAAUCUUGAUCUCUACGCCCCACAAGAUGACGCAAAGCCAGAAUGAGAUGUUGGUGUUGUUCCAGAGGAAUCUAAUGAUCUCUGCCAGAAAAUUAUACACAGAUUUUCCGAAAUCUAUCCCAGAAGACAAAAAAUUCCUUCAGAAUAUACUUUUUGAAUACUGUAAGAUGAUGUCCGAAAGGUUUGCGAAGGUUAUUGAUGACGUUAUGGCUCAAUAUAACGAAAAUUCCUUGAAAUUCUCAAAUUUCGUUCAAUUAUUCAGAAAAUGGCUGUUAUUACUUCAACCACUGUCCAAAUUCUCAAGGAUUUCCUGUAAAAUUGUGUACUUUUUGCAGCCAAUUUUCGUAAAAACGAGCGAACUCAUCAAAAUCGCAAAUCUGAACAAUGUUUAUAAUAAUGAUCACAGCAGUUUCGUUUUCCUCUACUCAUUGUUCUUCGAAAUCUUCACAAUUAUUAUUGAAUUUGUUAUUGCAUUAAUUAACGGUGGAAACGAGCUAAAUAAUGCAGAUAAUUACUUAUGGCUUGUCAGAGGUACAUUAGAAACCAACAUUACCCUUGAAAGUUUCCCACAAAAAUACGAUUUAAUUUUUUCUCCAAAAUCUUCUGAUGAAAGUCGAAAGGAACUGAUUCAGAUUGGUUUAGAAGAUGAUCCUGAGAAGGUCAAAUUCCUUUUAACAUCUUUAGAUCCACAAUAUAUUCUAGAAAAUGAAAAUUUAAUUAUUUCCAUUUUCAAUCGCCAAAACAAAGCGAUUGCUAAGCACAAACAUAAUGAUAUCAUGUUAAAUGAUAUCCUUUUCCUCUUUGCAGCUGCAAAACAAUUAGAUUUAUUGGAUGAAUUAAUUGUUUUCUCCGCUGCGAAGAAAGAGAACAGAGAAUCUCAAAUGACUCUCAAAUUCAAGGAAUUAACGCACGCCGUUAAUGAACUUCAUAGAACUCAGUACCAAAUUAAACAAUCUUUGAUCGCUGGAUCAGAAGAAGAGCUUUCUAAGAAGCUUUCGGACAUAAGACACAAGAUUGUCUUCCUUUUGAUGAUCUCUCCGCUUUCAAAAACUCAGGAUAAAGAUAUCUUAAACGUAUUUCACAAAUUUAUCAAUGAUGACUUCACAAUUGAACACAGUCUGCAAAUGAUAAGCGAUAUCCAACGCGUAAAAGAGAAUAUAACGCUUGGAAUUGAUAUUAUUGCAGAUAUUUUGAACAGAAACUUGAAUAUUGACUUUGUUUCCUUCAUGUUGGACAAGAUCAUCAGAUCAGAAUCAUUUAUGAAGUACGUUUCAUUCAUUGGAUCAAUGAAAUUAGAUAAAGAUAGAAAUGGCUUUGGAAACAUCUUCAAACUUCUGGAUUUGCUCAGAAAGAUUAUGCCAAGUGUUGAUUCCCCGGUAGUUCUGAAUCUAAUGAUUGUUUUUUAUUCAAAUCUUUUAAUGAUGGUCGGAAAAUACAAUCCAUCAUCAAUUUUAGAGCCUAUUUCCGAGCUCUUUGACUUGCUACUGUCCAAAAACAUAAGUAUCGAAGAGACUUCCCUUGAAUCUUACAUUGCUAUUUUGGCCUGUAACAUGUUCGCCAUAAUUCAUGAUUCAGAGAACAAGAUUUCAAAGGAAGAUUCAGAGAUUCUUCUCAAAAAGCUGUUUAAAGAGAAAAUUUUGAAUAUCUCAAAAUUAUCUCUCGCAAGAUUAUGUUUGAGGUCAGGAAUGAUACUUCCAUACAAGGAAAAGAUGAUUCUCCACUUCAUAAAGCAUAUCCAGCCAGCAGUUUUCCAUAAUGCGUUUUCAUUUCUUUUUGAGUACAUUAAAUCAUCCAACAAAAAGAUGGAACUCGUUUCUUGGCUUCUCUGCGAGAUAUCCGCAAUCGCUUCUGGCGGAAGACCCCAAAUUAUGAGAGAUUUCACUCCAUUAGCCGAAAUUCAAGAGAAUACAAAGAUGGUAAAGACUCCUGGUAUCCUUAUGAUUGCUUGCGCAGCGAUGAUAAGGGUCAUUCGCUUCUGUAUUACUGCAAAAACAGAAGCUGCCGAAAUUGUUCACUCAAUUUUCACUUUUAUACUUCAGUACAACAACUGCAAUGGAUUUAAUAUCAAUGUACCUGAAGAAAUGAAGCAAUUUACAGAUAAACGCUAUUUAUUUGGCGUUUUUGCUGUUUUAUCAAAUUCAAUUUCGAUUCCUAAUGUAUUUUCUUUGAUAAAAGACAACUCCACCAACGUUGUAUACUAUCUUACUGACAUUGAUCCCAAGAAUCAGCAAUAUUUCGGCUGGCAAACUCCAAUUACUCCAAAUAAUCACAUAGAAACCAUUCCUUAUUCCCCAUCUAUAGUUCCAAAGUCCGUAAUUCCAUUUACUCCUGACAUGUAUCCAGAUUACGAGCAUUUAAUGCCUUUCUUUACAAGAGCAUUGAAUGAAGAUCCAGAUUCAUAUUUCACGGAAGCUUUGAAUUUCUAUAUCCUUCAGUCCUUGAAAGAAUACAUCACAGAUCAUAAGUUUUUACUCUCUUUCAUGGAGACAGGAACAAAAUUUCAGAUCAAAAAGUUCAGUCUUCACAAUUACUCGAAGGAUUUCAUAAGAAUAUUAAGUGCCCAUUUAUCCUCAAACUCCCUUGGCUUCCUACAGCAGCCUUCUUUCAGGCCACACUUGUUAUAUUGCGCAAUGACAGGAGUUCCUGACAAUAAACUGGUGAACGUCACUGACAACCACCUGUUUACAUACAAAGGAGCACAUUGUUUCCUUUCAGAUCCGUUAAGUCCGGAGAAUUCAACUUAUUUACACCUGGAUUUCCACAAAAAAUCCGCUUUUCACGUUGGCAUCCACAUGUUUUCGCUCCAUUACUCAUCAUCACAGACGUUCAUGCUCUCAAGUAAUGGUUCUGCCCUUUACAAUGGUUUGCCAAUCGAUACAGUUCCAAGUAUCUACGGAUUUAACGAUGUUACGCUCUGUUACGAACCAUCCGCGUGCACAUUAAGCAUCUACGACCAUAAUACCCAUAUAUUUACCUUCAAAAUCCCUUCAGGAGCUGCAUCAUUUCUAAUUCACACGUUCGGAAGUGUCGAAGUAUCAUAUUCGAUCAAUAACAUUGGUCCUAAAAUGAUCGAAUCCACCGUUUCUGCGAAGAUUUGUUCGAAUAUUCCAACUGGAAAGAAUAUUUUCACAAGAAACAAGAGAACUAAAGGGAAUGUGAAAGAUCUUGUCAAUAAACUCCCAUUCCAACAGUCGAAUCCUCUGAAAAUUAAGCUGACAAAGCCGAAAUUGCAGAGAUUAACUGAAGAUCCGAACUCAUUCUUCUUUACUUACGACGCAAGGACACAACCGAUCAUUUCUUACCCAGCAGAAUUACUUAAGAACUGCAGAACAGAGCUAAACCUUGAAAAUGUCGACAAAUUCAAAAAACAAAUUUUGACAUAUCCUUCAGAAUGCUUCACACACACUUCUAAUGCGGGAACACCUUCUAAAAUACCUGUCUGCCAGUACUGUUCCGCGUUUAACAGGUGUUCUAUCUCUACUUUUCCUUUAGAUUUCAAACCUGUCUUCAUAAAUGACAAUACGGGAGAAGUUACUGAGGUAGAAGGUGUCCAAACAACUAAUAUAACCCUGUUCCAGCCAAUUCAUACCAUAACUUACCCUUGUUUGCCUUCAGAAAUUCUUAAUUUCUUUACAACGGGUUAUGUGUACGAAACAAGGAAAGAUAUACAGACCCACAUUUUCUUACAGGCACUUUCUAUCGUUAAUUUUCCUAAAUCCAAAGCAAUUGAAAUUUUCGACUUAGAAAUGCCGAAUUUGUUGGAAAUUGUGUUGAUGCUUGCAAUGCAUAUUGAACCAAUUAAUCCAGACAUCAUUGCCAAGAAGGAUUGUCCCAUCAAUUUCACGAUUGACGCAACAUCUCCAAAUUAUCACAUAACAGGACCGAAAUAUGUCUUCAAACAAGGCAUAAACGUGAUCUAUCAGUACGUUGAAGAGUCUGAAUUGAUCCCAAUCUUCGCUCACAUAUGGAAAUCUUUCUUAUUACAACAAUUUACCAAUUUCUAUAUGCAUUUCAUCAGACCAUUGCAGCCUAAUGCGGUUAUUACCCAAAUAUCAGCACUCACAGAGACCAGAACUAUCAUAAAACCUUCAGCAAUUGGUUAUAUCGUAUUCAGAGCUGGAUUUAACUCAGAUGGCUCAUUAAAAGUAGCAGAUAAAGAAGGUAGAGAGACGAUAUUGACGAAAGGAUUGGUCUACGUUGAAGGAUUCGUUGUAAAAAUUUCAAGAAUUGACGCAACAGGCGACGGCGUCAUCUGUUUGCCAGUCAAUCCUGGUACGAAUGAAACCUUCUUUGGUAGCUUCUUCGAAUUGGUCCUAUCUUUGAAGUAUUUUACGUAUUAUAUAACGAGAUACAGUAAUUUUAUUGAAAUUUCGGAUUUACAUGACUUCAGAGCCAUGAUAUAUACGAACUUUAUUGAUUCUUAUAUCGCGAACUCCCCAUUCUUUUCGUCAUUUGGUCCAAAUAUCCUUGAAUUUUUAUGUGAUAUUUGUCCAUUGAUAUCCAUUGACUUAGUCGGAGACCUUGUAGUCCAUUUAUCAUUAUUAUCCAUUUACACGAACAAGAAGAACCAUCCGAUCAUGACAUUCCUUACAGAUCAACAGACACAGUUUAGAGAGAAGAUUUACAUACCAUUGAAGAAGAAUUUCCCAGAAUUCCUGACACCUGCCGAACUCAGCGAGUACGAAUCCAUCGAAUUGACUGACUGGGAGAUGCCGAAAAUCCAAUUUCCCCUUUACCUAGAAAAUUCCAGUGAAAAAGUAAACGAAUUCGCUUCUCAACUUGUCAGGUUAUGCAAGCCUAUUACAAAGAAACUAACAGGAUUCCCAUUCCACUUAUUCCUGAACCAAUGGGCAAUUGCAACUACAAAAUUUAUUCCAUAUGAAAUCACGAGAUUAACAGACAAGACGAUAUCUGUGACUAUAUCGGCCAAGCUCAACGAGCAUUGCAUUAUCAAGCUAUACGGAAACAGUACUUUCAACAAAUACGGAAAGAUAUUCGAUCCUCCAGCGUCGAAUAACAUUUUCAUGGGAAAUAACUGCAAGAUUAUCUUCUCAGAAAACAUCGACAAGCUCCAGGAUAUGAAAUUCAUCCUUGUUGCUGAAGGAUUUACUGAAUCUGACCUCAAAGAAUUUGUUAUUCAAAACAGAGAGAUGUUUAUCAACGAUGUCCGAACGAUUUUCGCAAUUUUCGAUUAUAAAUACGACAAAGAUAUCUUUGAAAUGGUUUCUUUGUCAAAAUUUGCGGAACAAAACUUCAAAUUAGACAUCAAUCCUGAAAUAUUAGCGCAAUCAAUGAUUCCUUAUCCUACGCACAUCAUUUACCUCCGUGGUUUGUUGCUAUUUUCCGUUUGUUGGAUGAUUUACCACAAUAUAUUUAAUUGUCCAGAGAAUUUCAUUAAAUAUUUGUGUCAUUUCAUGCCAAAGGAACUGAAAGUGAAGAGGUUCAUGGAGUUGAUUGAUGCAGAAUCUAAUGAUGAUUCAAUACAGUUGAAUUUCAACAGAAUUGGAGCUUUGGAAGUUUGGGAUGGCGUUUUCAAAGAUAUAAAUUGUUCGAUCUUGUAUCAGUUCCACAAGAAAUAUCAAGAAAACGUUCCAAAGAACUUCAGGAAACGAGGAGAUUCACCAUUUUGUGUUGUUUUCCAAGAUGAGAAAGGAAAAGAUUCAGGCGGAAUCUCUAAAGAACUUAUUUUGGAUGCGAUCAACGAAUCAAUCAUUCCGAGUAUUGGUUUGUUCAUUCAAUGUCCAAAUUCGAAGUUCCCUAACUCUGAAAACUUCGAUUGCCUGAUUCCUGUUCCAGAUCCAAACAACAUGCAUUCAGAGGACAUGUAUAAGAUGCUUGGUGUUUUGUUUGGAAUCUCAACGAGAUGCGGACUGACGAAACCACUGCCUUUCCCUGAUUUCUUCUGGAAAUACAUCGCACAAGGGAUAUUGACAAUCGAAGACAUUUAUUCUAUCGACACACCAUACAAAGAACUGAUGAUUUCUCUCGAAAACAACAUACAGAACAUCACAGACGAGAAAGUGUUUUCGAGCAGAUUUUCUCUUUUCUUCGUUGUGAAAGACUCACUAGGACAAGAGAGGCCACUUUCUGAGUACGGAAGAACGCGUCCUGUCACUCUCCAAAACGUGAGAGAAUACAUAUCUCUCUCUAAGGAUUUCAGGAUCAAAGAACUGAAGAGUAACUUGGACAUCAUCCGCCAAGGAUACUGGGAGAACUUAGGACUGAAACCUCCUCCUUUCGUUACAGGAGACAUCAUCAGAUCUUGUUGCUCUCCUCCAAACGAAUUGACAGCAGAAGCAAUCUUGAGUGUGACAGAGUUCGACCAUGGUUUGCCUAAAGAACUGAAAGAUUUGUUCAUCGAGAUACUGAACGAGAUGAACAAAUCACAACUUUCUCUUCUUCUCAAGUUCGCGACAGCGAGAGAGAACUUGCCAUUCAACCCUCCAAGCAAACCUCUUUUGAACAUCUGCUACAUGAAUGACUCUGCGUGGAGGGAUGGACUACCUAAAGCGAGGACAUGUUUCGGUGAGUUCGACAUGCCUAUAUACACAUCGAAAGAGAUCGCGAAGAAGAAGAUUCUUUUAGCUAUCGAAAUAUCUGGAACAUUCGAAAAUAACUGA
Trichomonas vaginalis G3 is the source of this 8832-nucleotide messenger RNA. RefSeq names its product guanyl-nucleotide exchange factor protein. The coding region runs from base 1 to 8832 and encodes 2943 amino acids. Gene Ontology annotation, cellular component: cytoplasm. The transcript has a single exon. NCBI's taxonomy places the organism in Eukaryota, Parabasalia, Trichomonadida, Trichomonadidae. The record is from RefSeq and is a predicted model, not a curated record. Gene Ontology annotation, molecular function: ubiquitin-protein transferase activity.